AUGCCCUACUUCUCCCGGAACCCCUCCUUCAACCUCUUCUACCUAGACGAAGGCCCCCGCACGGCAUCCCACACAGUCCUCCUCAUCACAGGCCUCUCGUGCGAAAUGCACGACUGGUCCUGGCAGGUCCCUUUCCUCCUCUCCCACAACCUCCGCGUAAUUUCCAUCGACAGCCGCGGCCAGGGCAAAUCCUCCGCCCCGGCGCCGGACCCAGAAAUCCCCGAAGACAUGCUCGCGCUGCUAUCUCACCUCGGCAUCACCAAGAACCUUAUCGUUGUCUCGCACUCCCUAGGUGAAGCGGCAGGGUACUACAUCGCCACCACCCAUCCAAACCUCGUGAAAGCGUCCAUCGGCGUAGAUCCCAUCCACGCCUUCCCCAACGCCGUUCGCGAACGCGACACCUACCUCUUCAAUGGCCCCGACGCCCAGGACAAGAUCAUCCCGACCCUCAUCGAGUUCUUCGGCACGUACUGCUACUCUCCCGAAUGCCCAGCGUGGCAAAAGACGUGGCACCUCCGCCGCAUGGCACAGUUCGACAAGGCCGUCAUGUACGCGCUCUGCUGGGGCGGCUGGGGCGACGCGGAGAGCCUGGGCAGGCAGGAGAACGCAGUCAAGGCCUUUGCGGGAAAACUAAAGUGCCCGCGCCUGACGCUGGGUUCGAACGAUUGGUAUGUUGGCACUGAUCGUGAUCAUCUGCCGAAAGGUGACGAGGCGCUGGAUGAGAUUGUGGUGAUCGAGGGCAAGGGCCACUGGUUUCAUCAGCUCGAGAGCGAGGAGUUUAAUGGGCACCUGGAAAGGUGGUUUCAAAAGAUCGGCGUGCUGCCGGCGGUAGAAGCAGGCGCGGCGUCAUGA
Colletotrichum fioriniae is the source of this 852-nucleotide messenger RNA. Lineage: Eukaryota; Fungi; Ascomycota; Sordariomycetes; Glomerellales; Glomerellaceae. The record is from RefSeq and is a predicted model, not a curated record.